Messenger RNA from Triticum turgidum subsp. durum (durum wheat), 678 nucleotides. The record is from the annotation of a GenBank genome assembly. NCBI's taxonomy places the organism in Eukaryota, Viridiplantae, Streptophyta, Magnoliopsida, Poales, Poaceae.
AUGGGGGAAUUCUCCAAGGAAUCUUGCCCUUCCGUGAAGAACAUUUUGCUACUGGAUUCUGAGGGGAAGCGUGUUGCUGUGAAGUACUUCUCCGAUGAUUGGCCGAAUAACGCAUCUAGGUUGACCUUUGAAAAGUCCAUUUUUACUAAAACUCUGAAGACAAAUGCACGCUCCGAAGCUGAGAUAACAUUGCUUGAUGGUUAUAUUGUUGUUUACAAGUUUGUACAAGACCUACACUUUUUCGUCACUGCCGGAGAUGAUGAGAAUGAGCUCAUCAUAGCAAAUGGGCUACAGGGUUUUGCUGAUUCGGUUGGUCUUCUACUCAGGGGUGAUGUUGAGAAGAGGACUGCACUUGAGAACUUGGACUUGAUUCUUCUCUGCAUUGAUGAGAUUAUUGAUGGCGGGUGUUGGGCAUCAUACUCUUGUGCCAUGUCAACAUUCUGCAGCAUGUUUAUGUUGUAUUGUUGUCUACUUUUUAUUUUAUGUCCAUUUUCUGGGAGCUCUCAUGGAGUUUCCUUAAUAUAUGGGAAAAGCAUAAUUCUUGAAACAGAUGCGAACACCAUUGCGGGGAAGGUUGCAACCAAUGCUGCUGACGGCUCUGUUCCCUUCUCUGAGCAGACAAUAUCUCAAGCUCUGGCCACAGCCAGGGAACACUUUGCAAGAUCUCUUCUGAAAUGA